Messenger RNA from Postia placenta MAD-698-R-SB12, 816 nucleotides. RefSeq lists its product as hypothetical. The annotation marks the transcript as partial. The transcript has 5 exons. NCBI's taxonomy places the organism in Eukaryota, Fungi, Basidiomycota, Agaricomycetes, Polyporales, Adustoporiaceae. The record is from RefSeq and is a predicted model, not a curated record.
GGAAACUGUGACAGUGGCCCCCUGAGUCCCAAUCUGGACAGCGGCAAGCUGGGCGAAGAUGGGAGUGGCCCAGGCUCGCACGUCACCAUCGAGGAGGCUGAGGGCAACUUGGACCUUCAGCUCGAUGGUGGAGAGGGUCGUAUUGACUGCCCAGUAAAUGAGCAACUGGGAGAUGAAGUGGUUGCAUUCGACAACCGAGCUUCAACGUCUCCUUAUCAGGGGCGGCGGCGGGAGAAGACAUUACUGGCGACGAGGGGGACAAAGGACUGCCUGCGGACGAAGGCAACUGUUGUGACUGUCCACCGGGCGAAUUUCGCAAGGAACGAGUGCUUGGGCGGCCUCGCGGCGGUGACGGCGAUGGAGAUGGUUGAGAAAGUCCGGAGGCGGGGUGAUGUAGGACAGGGACUGAACUGGCCCAAAAAUGUGGCGGAGUGUCACGGGGCUCGGUCUUGGGAGGCCCUUCCAACUGCGGCCCCAAAGAGGGCUGGGGGAUCGCUUGAGAGGUCACUAGAGGCUGUGCGACUGCCUCAGUUCUUCGAGGGAGAUCGGGGUCUCCUCAUGCUUGACCUGUACUGGCGACAGGUUGGGGAAUGCGGGGCACGGCUGUCAGUCGCAGUCGAAGAAGAGGGAGCCGGGGUCGUUGAAGUGUGCAACAUCAACGUGAUCUUCUGCGUCAAAUGCGUGCUCAAGUCCCACGCAGUUGAAGGCUUCUUCAGCCACGAUGGAUGGAGGGAGGAAGGGGAGCUUACACCUACGGCACCCGAGGUUACACUAGGGUUUGCGAUUCACAUGGGGCCCAGUACUGCUUUUGGCUAG